GAAACGGUUGUUUUGUUUGUUUUUUUUUUGUACAUUUUAAUUCUGUGCCCUCACGGUUUGUUUUGGUGUUAAUGUGUGCGUGUGUAUGACACUGACCUGACCAAAAAUAAAAAAAAAAACGAAGGAAGAGAGCAGUGAGAAAAACCUUCCCCUCGGGUUGUUGUUGUGCUUGUGUAUGUGUGUGUUUGUUGAGUGUUUGUGUGUGUGUGUUGGAUAAAAAAAAAAAAAUGUCGAAAAAUAAGAUAUUUACAACGGCAGGAACAGCAGGCAAUGCUGAAACAAAUCUAAUUGAAGUCAAAUCAAAGUUCGAUGCAGAAUUCCGACGAUGGAGUUUCAAACGCAAUGAAACGGAACAGAGCUUCGAGAAGUUUGCAGCGCUCAUUGAGCAGUUGCAUAAAUUGGCUAAAAUACAGUUUUUAAUACUCUACAUUGAUCCAAGGGACAAUGAUCUAUUGCCAAUCAACAAUGAUGAUAACUUUGGAUGGGCCCUCAAGACGGCACGUCCAUUGUUGCGGAUUAUAGUGCAGCGGAAAGAUCAUCACACUGAGUGCUCUGGAUUUGGUACCAUGAAAUCGCGUCAUUUAUUUGGUAGCAUAUUGUUGGGACACACACCCGUUAAAACCAAAGCACCAUCGAUAUCCAUACCACACGAUUUCCGUCAGGUAUCGGCCAUUAUCGAUGUAGACAUUGUGCCGGAGACACAUCGGCGAGUCCGUCUCUUGAAGCAUGGCAGUGAUAAGCCGCUCGGGUUCUAUAUACGAGAUGGCACCUCUGUACGUGUGACGGCCAGCGGAUUGGAGAAACAGCCGGGCAUAUUUAUAUCACGUCUGGUGCCGGGUGGCCUGGCCGAAAGCACUGGCCUGCUGGCCGUCAACGAUGAAGUCAUUGAGGUGAAUGGCAUUGAGGUGGCCGGCAAGACAUUGGAUCAGGUCACCGAUAUGAUGGUGGCCAAUAGUUCCAAUUUAAUUAUUACUGUCAAACCGGCAAAUCAACGCACUCUAACGUCUACACAUCGUGGCUCCUUUUCGCGCAACAGUCAAUUAUCGAGUGGAUCACAUCAUACGAAUCACACAAACACCUCCGAUGAGAUUGAGCACGAUGAUCAGGAUGAUAUUGUUGAUCUGACUGGUGUAACGCUCGAUGAUAGUCCUACGGGCACAACAGCAUCAACAACAACGACGGCAAUGACCGGAUCAGUGACAGCAACAGCAACUGGGACGGGCAAUCAUCAUCAUCAGCAUCAACAGCAACAGUCAUCAUCAUCAUCAUCGCCCAAUUCACAUUCGCAGCAUCAUCACCAGCAAGCAGCCUCCAAUGCAUCAACUAUUAUGGCCAGCGAUGUCAAGGAUGGAGUUUUACAUUUGUAAUUAAAUGCAAAAGUAUUGGAAUAGAUCGUAAAGUUUGCGACUUACGACCAAUGCAUAAUACAAUAUAUAAUAUAUAUAGAAAUGGAAAUUGUUCACGAGCUUGUUUCGCUUAUAAACACAGCAUUAAGAUUUUCUUAACGAUCCAAUGGAAUGCUAUUAGAAAUGUGAAGAUAACAAAUACCUAACCUGAUUGAUCACUCCUAAUUUGAUUAAUCAUGAUUUUAGUAUUUCAGAUAAUCUGAACCAUAAGCGAAACAGGCUCGCAUCUGAUUAUACUUACAUAUAUACAUAAUUAUGUAUAAUUUUCAUAAGAAUACCUACAAACACACACUACCACACUACCCAGUCCCGCCCCCCUUCCCUUUAUUAUUAUUAUUAUUAUUUUACACAUUCCAACUAUCAAGUUUUUAAACAAAGCAUAGUCCCAGAGUUUCAUACAUAUACAUUAUACCUAUAUACAUAAUUUUUGUUUCAUAUUA
Drosophila willistoni is the source of this 1846-nucleotide messenger RNA. It is a transcript of the gene par-6, whose product is annotated as partitioning defective protein 6. Bases 228 to 1367 code for a protein of 379 amino acids. NCBI's taxonomy places the organism in Eukaryota, Metazoa, Arthropoda, Insecta, Diptera, Drosophilidae. The transcript is spliced from 3 exons. Gene Ontology annotation, biological process: centrosome cycle. The record is from RefSeq and is a predicted model, not a curated record. Gene Ontology annotation, molecular function: protein binding.